Molecule: messenger RNA, 2193 nt
Organism: Oryzias latipes (Japanese medaka)
Lineage: Eukaryota; Metazoa; Chordata; Actinopteri; Beloniformes; Adrianichthyidae
Gene: sike1
Product: suppressor of IKBKE 1
Source: RefSeq, a predicted model, not a curated record
UGACGUCAUCAUUGAUCGCAGUGUAUCGUCUGCUUGACGGAUAGGUGGGGGUACUUUUAAAGCGUUUGUUUGCUGUUUUGACCGUUUUCUCCAUACCGUGUGAAAACAGUGCAGGCGUUAGGCGGGAAAGUUCCCGCAAGGCUUGUGCUCGGAAGCGCCGCGGUUACGCGCCGAGCUCGAGCCAACUUAGUUGGAGGGAGUUUCGCUGGAACCGCGCUCGUGAAGCAGGGGCUCGAUCGCGUCGCCCCGCGGACCUGACGCUUUCCAGUAAAUGGCCUGCACUUUGGAGAAAGUGUUGGGCGACGCUCGGACCCUCCUCGAGAGGCUGAAGGAGCACGACACGGCCGCCGAGGGUCUGAUCGAGCAGUCCGGGGCCCUCAGCCGCAGAGUGCAGGACAUGAAGGAGGUGGGAAAUGCCCUUCCGGAGAAGCACUUGGAAGACAAUGCAGAACUACGGGAGCUCACAAAGUACAAACCUCAUGUUCUUCUGACCCAAGAAAACACUCAAAUCAAGGAUCUGCAGCAGGAGAACAAAGAAUUAUGGCUGUCUCUUGAAGAACACCAGUACGCUCUGGAACUCAUCAUGGGUCGGUACCGCAAGCAGAUGCUGCAGCUGAUGAUGGCAAAGAAGGAGCUGGACACCAAACCGGUUCUGAGCCUCCACCAGGAUUACGCCAAAGAAGUGCAGAACAAGGUGGAGCAGAUAUGCGAGAUGGGUCAGGUGAUGAGAAGAGCCGUUCAGGUGGACGAUCAGCACUACUGCUCCGUUCGAGAGAGGCUGGCUCAGCUGGAGAUUGAGAACAAGGAGCUUCAGGACCUUUUGGUCAUCAGCAAAGAAAGCAUCAAAAUGUCAAAAAAAGAAGAACCCCACCAGCCUGAAGCAGCAGAACCGACUUCAUGAGCUCCAUCGAGCUCUGCGUGUGAAUUUAUUCCCUCAAAUGGAUUUAUUUAUAGAAAGUCAUACGGCAUCUUUAAUACAAAAAAAAGAUCUAUCAUCUUGUCUGCAGCUAAGAUAAUAAUUAAAGUGUUACUGUGGACGGCAUUCAAUUAGCUGUUCUUUGAGGUGUAUUUAUUAGAUUCUAACACGUGCUGUCAAAGUAGAUUUAAAGUAUUUUUUUGCCAAAGAUAUAUAUUUAAUCGUCAUAGUUUUUUUGGACCCCUGAUGUUCACACAAUCUCUACUGCCUCCUAUUAAAGCCAAGCACCGCUCUGUUUCACAACAGAGAGGACCUUUGGGGAAAACAAGCAGUUUAUUCUGAUUAUAUUUACCUGUUUGUUUGAAUGAACAGAAGUUUGGUUUGUGCUGUUGCAUUUUGUGCAGUAGGUGUUUUUUAAUUUUUUUGUAUGAAUGAAAAACGUUCUGUUUUCAUCUCAGGAAUUCAGUUUAACUUCAUGGUUUGGUGUAAAACAAAAUCAAACGAUAAUAAUAAAAGAAGUGUUUUUCCAAGGCAUUUGAGGUGUUGUCCCUUCUUCGAACGCAGGGCGGCAGCAUCGAGUCAACUUACUAAAAACCUAUCGCGAGAUCGGAAAAAGUACAGCGCAAACGCUUUUAGGCUAUUAAAAACCUAUCAAAUCACCUUUUCACGCAACUUUCAUAAUUUCCAUUAGUUUGGUUGUAACAAUAUUUGUCACAUUUAAGUGACAUUUUAAAAAGACAAUCGUCAGAAAGCUCGGAUUUCCCACAGAACCUAAACGCCGCAUGAGCCCUAUAUUUGACAGUUGUCGUUUUAAGCUAACGGAUCCAGAAUGUCUGAAAGGGAACUGGGGAGGAAGCUGGACCGAUGCCUGGCAGAUGGUGUCAUUAAACUGGGAACUGGACUGGGCUUAGGAAUCGUCUUUUCUGUUCUGUUCUUCAAAAGGCACGCCUGGCCCAUUUCGUUUGGCUCCGGAGCGGGUCUCGGCAUGGCGUACGCCAACUGCCAGAACGACCUGAGGUGGCAUUAUUUGCUGCACAGAAACCCGAAGGUGGCUUUGGCUGAUGAGACGACACAGAGGUGAACCUCGUUCACGACCCCAAACGAGAUCCAUGACUAGAAGAACUCAAGGACAUAUUUAAUGAAGGUUUUGCAGCUUUUUUCUGUUUGGCCCGUCUGCUUUUGGACUCCUCAGCAGCUCGGUUCCACCUCUGUUGAUGACGAUGUGCCUGUUUAUCACCGUCUGUAUGUCUGUUUAAUAAAAGAAUCCAGGAAGAGUG